Cyphellophora europaea CBS 101466 is the source of this 1107-nucleotide messenger RNA. RefSeq lists its product as uncharacterized. The record is from RefSeq and is a predicted model, not a curated record. The transcript has 2 exons. Lineage: Eukaryota; Fungi; Ascomycota; Eurotiomycetes; Chaetothyriales; Cyphellophoraceae. The coding region runs from base 1 to 1107 and encodes 368 amino acids. Gene Ontology annotation, molecular function: acyltransferase activity, transferring groups other than amino-acyl groups. Gene Ontology annotation, biological process: biosynthetic process.
AUGCCGGAGUAUCAGACAUAUGACCUUGGCGACUUCAAGCUUCAAGGUGGUGGGACCCUACCAGGAGCAUGGCUUGCAUACAAGACCUUUGGCGACAAGAGCUCGCCGGCAGUGCUGUACCCCUCCUGGUAUUCUGGUCUCAUCUCGGACAAUGAAUGGUUGAUCGGCGAGGACAAGACAUUGAACCCGAAGAAAUACUUCAUUAUCAUCACAGCUCUGUUCGGUAACAGCCAGUCCAUCUCGCCCUCGAACUCCAAGAUUGCGCCGUUCCCAGACGUCACCUUCUACGAUAAUGUCAAGGCACAGCAUCAGCUGCUGACAGAAGGUUUGGGCAUCAAGCAUCUGCGAGCUGUGACUGGAUGGUCUAUGGGCGCCGCUCAGUCCUUCCAAUGGGCUACACAGUAUCCGAACUUCAUGGAUAUUUGUGUUCCAUUCUGCGGAAGUGCAAAGACAUCGUUGCACAAUCAAGUCUUCCUGGAAGGUGUAAAGUCAGCCCUACUUGCGGCGAAGAAGACUUCGUCUGCGGGAUCCACCUUUGGUAGAGUCGAAAGUAAGGGCUCCGAGGCUCGAACAUGGACAGACGAGGAGCGUACAGUUGGCCUCAAAGCAUUUGGAAGAGGCUAUGCUGGCUGGGGCUUCAGCCAGGCCUUUUAUCGCGAGAAGCUGCACGAGAAAUCGUAUGGCGCGAAAGACCUCGAGGAUUUUAUGGUCACCUUCUGGGAGACCUGGGCCCUCAGCAAGGACCCGGAGAAUCUACUGGUCAUGCUGCACACGUGGCAAGCAGGAGACGUGUCUAAACAAGAGCCGUACAAUGGAAACUUCGAGCAGGCGAUGGCCGCGAUCAAGGCCAAAACACUUGUGCUGCCAUCCAAGACGGAUCUGUACUUUCCACCAGAAGAUUCCGAGUAUGAGGUCAAGAACAUGUCUCCUGGCGUAGGAGAGCUGGAUGUCUACCCAUCUAUCUGGGGCCAUUGGGCCGGUGGUCCCCCCGGAAACAUGGAGGAUGUAAAGUGGCUGGAUGAGAGAUUGGCACGGUACUUUGCGGAAGCUCCUAAGCGUGAUGGGACAGAAGAGGUCACCGACAAAAUGAAGAAAGCUGAGGUGUAG